CUCAGCUGACUCUGGUGAUGCUGAACAACAAACUGACGUCAUCAGAGGGCGACGCACAACACUUGAGCCGCUCACAGAGGAGGACCGACCGACCGACAGACAGACUGACUGACGGACCGACGGUCGGAGUGAACCGGGCCCCGGGCGCGUUGCAUGUCUCCUGCCACGCACCGACGUGAGGAUCCGCUGACACCCAGGGCGCCGCCGCCGCCGCCGCGCACAUCUGCACGCACGCAGCCCAGACGGUGAUGGCGGACUGCGUCGGCUUCCAGUCGCAGAUCGCCUCGAUCGUCGAGAUCCUGGCCAACUCCGCGGUGGCGGAGAUCUGCAAGCUGGUGGACGAUGGCUACGCGGCGCUGCGCUCGCAGAUGGAGCGGGAGCGCGUCCGGAGCGCGACGGAGAACGACGCGCUGCGGCGGAGGCUGCGAGACAUGGACGUGAAGGUGAGGAGCUACGAGAGGAAGAUGAGGAGGCGCGUCCAGCUGGAGGAGAUCACCGCCGCGCAGCUCAGGCCGCCCGAAGGAACUGACGACCGCCAGCCUCCGGUGCCGCCUCUUCCUGCCGCCUCUGAAGACAAAACCUCCCGUCACACCUCAGAGCAGGACGACGGCAAAGUGCAGCCGCUGGUGAAGCAGGAGGAGGUGGAGAGAGAAGACUGCAACCUGGACCUCAAGGUGGAGGUGAACAUCAGGGCAGAGUGUGGCCUGGCUGCUGCCCUGGAGCCCAAUGAGGAGACCCCCACCAGUGAUGUUCUUGACACCAGUGUCACCAACAUCGCCCCCACCACCACCCACCCCUCUUCCUCCCCUACUGACACCACCAUGGACCUGACCUGCCGGCCUCGAGCCAAACGUAAAGCCGCCAAGCCACUGGGCAGCAGUUUGACAGGCAGCUUUGGGGGCGUCCUGGCCCCCGAGGCUGCUCGCAGGGAACUUGGAGAGGUGGUGACGGAUGGUGCUCUGAAGCCAGAGAUCCCGACGGAUGACAUUACAGAAGAAGAGCUUCAUCCCUCACAGCUGUCGGCCACUGUAGCAUCGGAUGAGCCCAGCCCCGACCGCCUCAACAGCCUGGGCCUGGACCUGGCGUGGAUGCAGGAGAGGGUCAGCCAUCUUGGUGCAGCAUACGCAGUAGCACAGCUCGGUUUGGGCAACACAGAAGCUGGACAGCCCUCCGCCUCCUUCCCCUCACAGGGAGGAGGGGACAGUUUAGAUGGCCCUCCAACUAUGCUCUUUACAGGUGGAGCUCAUGAAAUGGCUGCUUUUGCCGCCUCCUUUGACAUGGCCGCCGCCACUGUCGUAGCUGCACCACCUCCUCCACCGCCUCCUCCCUCUACGGCUCCUUCUGCCACCACCACUAGCCAAAGGCGGCCUUACAGGAGCAGCCCUGCACCUUCCAAAUACCCUGUGGCGUGCGCCAUGUGCGGCCAUCUCUUCCCCAGUGCCGCUGCCCUGGAGCGGCACCAGCGGGUGCACACGGGGGAGAGACCGUACACCUGCCCCCACUGUGGAAAGGGCUUCACCCAGCCCAACAACCUGCGGGUCCACCUCCUAAUCCACACCGGGGAGAGGCGUUAUCGAUGCACGCUGUGCGGGAAGAGUUUCAUCUCGUCCAGCCACCUGAAGAGGCACCGCACGGUCCACACGCAGGAGAAGCCCUACAGCUGCUCGCGCUGCGGACAGUCCUUCAGCCAGAUGUGUAGCGUCCGCAGACACCGGCAGCAGUCCCAGUGCGGCCUGUAGACUGAAAAAUGGAGCAGUCGAAUCUGAAACUGACCCCCCGGCCAAUUGGCUCUCCGUAGGGUGAAUCACUGAAACUCCCUUUGUGUGGGAAUUCAUGCAUCUUAUGUAAGCAUGAGCAAACAAGACAAGGCUGUAUCCUGUGAUGUCAUGACAUGUGGAGUUGAUAUUUGUCCUAGAUCAUAGCAGUAACGUGUGAACUCUGUUUAAAGGUGGAUUUCCCUGUUAGGCCCCUUUCAACCUUUUCUUCCUCUUUGUUUCAAACAGAGGAUGAGAGGACAGAGUGGACUGUAAAAUAGUGCCUCAGACAGUGUUGAUGACACUUCAUCCAUCCAUUUAUCAUCAAAUUGUCUUGUUUAUGACUUUGUGGUCUACAUAGGAGAGGGUCAUUGUUUAUCGUGGAUCAUUUCGUCGGUCACCUGCCCAGUUGCUCAGACGGAAUCAGAAUCAGAAAUAUGUCAUUCAUCCACCGGGGGAAUUGGGAUGAACACAGCCUCACUCUGAGCACCGGACAGCUCUGUAGUCUGAGUUGACCCAUCACAUUGACUUGAGAUACACUUUCAAUUCAUCAGAUGUUGAGCAUCUGAUAUCAACAAAAGUCCUACAUUUCCAGACAGUUCCAGCCUCUGUCGUUUGUUAUCGAGCUUCAGACACUACAGGGUUUCUUAUCUCACACUCAGGCUGUCCGUGUUAAAGGAGCAGGUAUUUGUUUUUAGCUCAGUUAGAAGUGUAACAUCUACACAUUCCAACAACUCUAAAGCUGCUUGUAUUUGAUGUCUAGGGGGAAAAUGUGACGUCAGGAACAGUCGGCUGUUAGUGAGCUGAAGGAAGACGGCACACAGCGUUGCUUAAGUUCUGUCUUUUAAUAUCUAUUUCAUUUAUUUGCAAGGCACAAUGUACGAUAUGGAACAUCAGUGUUACAUUUGUGUGACAGAAAAGCACUAAACUAACAGGAUACAGUACAAAGUUAUACACACUGCUACAUCACACAUACAAAGAUGCACCAUGUCAGCAACAUGUUUAUGCUUGAUAGAAAGCACAAAUAUUUCUAUUCUAAACAAAACAAAUAAGAUAAGAGUCAGUUGUUAGAGUGCCUUUAUUUUCCAGUUUUGGGUGGAAGAAACUAGAAGAAAGGGCAGCCUUUUUCCUCUCCAUUUUUAUGGCAUUGUAAUUCUGAGGUGAUGUUUUUUUUUGUAUUCACAAAUCUUCUGGUGGUGAUUGUAUAAGGCCUGGAGGCCGGAGGUUCCUCACCUCGGCUUUAAAGCAUCUAGUAGAGCUCGAACUCUUCAUGUCGUCUGGUCAGACAUUUCACUCAGUUGAGUCUUUCACAGAGAAUAUUUUUUAAUGCAGAGCGGUGAACAUGUUAAGCACAAUCUGAUAUUCUUGAUGAUUUUCUUGAGUUCUCUGAACAGAGGUGAACAAAGUCACAUAGUGGUAGAGGGGCCAUUCCAUUUAAGAUUGAUUUAAUACAGAAGACAUAAACUUGAAUAUAAGGUGAAAUUCUCAAAGCUCAGACAAUGAUGUUUUGUCCAGUAUCCACAGAGAAAACUAGUGAGUAAAAAUGUUUUUUAAAGUCCACACAUGCUUCUCAAAUCACCUGAUGCUGCUUCUAUUUAUGACUUUUGGCAUUUGACAUUUCAUAGACCCAACCAUUAAUCAAUUAAAAAAGAAAAUAUUCAGCAGAAUAUUAGAAAAUGAGAAUAAUCGUAUUUUGCAAAAAAAGCUGAUUACUCUCAACGUUAUUUGAAUUGGCUUUUAUCCAGAAGCUGUAUUGUUUUACAAGGGCUUGAGUUGUUUGAUUCUACAGCUUGACCCAGAAUGUAACACCACGUGACAUGUGGAAAAGGAUCAGAGCAGGCAGAAAUGUCCUGAAAGAGAUUUUACCUCACGGUUUUUACUAUUUUUCCUUUGAUAUUUUUUGUUAGUUCGAGACAAAAAUAUAUUACAGAGUAAAAACCAAACAGUUCCCACAAUGAGCAGCACUUGGCGACUGUGGAGGAGAAAAAACUUUCCUUUAACAAAAAGAACCUUUAAAACAGGAAGGAAUCCAGCAGAACCUGACUGAUACAGAAAUAAUACUGACUCUUAUAGAUGCAAUGAUGUUAUUAUUAUUAUUAUCAAUAAUAAUAUUAUUAUUAUUAUGUGUGAUCCCAUAUCCUCUAUACAACAAUCAUCAGCACACAUUUGUGCUGUAGCACUCUAGUUGAAGAUCAUGAACUAUAGAAGAAAUGUGAGGGGCCGAACACUGACCCUUGAGGAACACCCGCUGAGACCUUCAGGUUUAAUGAGAACGCCACGGCUGAUGUUCAAAUGCUUCACACAGAUCUAAAGAUGCAGCUCCUCCUUCCUAUAUCUCUUCCUAUAGCUUGCUUAGAACAACUUUGGAGAUAUUGGAGAUGUGUUUUUGAUGGCACUUAGCUAACGGACAAUUUGCUUAUGUCUGCUUCUUUUGCUGAGCUAAACUAACCACGUGCUGGACCUUAUGCUCUAUGUUCAGAAACAAUUUAAUAUCAUCUUCCUUCCCUACAGUAGGUAAGAUGACAAGGAGGCAUGAAAGACAAACGUAGCUGCAAAUUGUCAGCCUUCCUUUAAAGCACUUUAAAUGUUCCCACAAUGUCCUUACAGCCAGGAUUCACCGUUUGUUUCUCAUGAUGUCUUCAUCACACAGAGUCCACUCUGUUGCUCACGUUGCUACAGUCUCAUGAAUGUGUGGCCUUCUCAUAGCUGCCUGCUGCUGAAUGGUCAAUUCUCUUCUGAAUGAUGAAAGGCAGGCUUGCACCUUCCCAUGUACGAUUGGGCUAUGAUUACGUCCUUUUUUUGAUACAGCCUAGUUGAUGUUUGAACCCCUCUCUCCACUGUUCACAGGCUGACGCCCGAGGUGUACCCGUCGUUUAAUGUCUAUCAUGGUUUAUUUCCUGGUGAAUCAUCAAAGAACAAAGGACUGUAUAAAAAGAUGUAAAGUAAAACAUAUAUAUAUAUCAGAGAGUUGUGUUUGUGUGUGUUGGUGUUUGGAUGUCAUGGCCACUAGCUGUAGGCUCCGCAGCUAGAACAAAUAUCAUGUCAUUGGCUAUUCUUUCAUGACCUGUUCCAGUGUUAAAAAAAUGUAUGGGUAUCAUUAAAUAUGUGAAUGGUUUGCAAA
Molecule: messenger RNA, 4875 nt
Organism: Scophthalmus maximus (turbot)
Lineage: Eukaryota; Metazoa; Chordata; Actinopteri; Pleuronectiformes; Scophthalmidae
Product: zinc finger protein 746-like
Exons: 4
Coding region: 249-1739 (496 amino acids)
Cellular component (GO): nucleus
Source: RefSeq, a predicted model, not a curated record